This is a messenger RNA of Loxodonta africana (African savanna elephant), 3266 nucleotides long. RefSeq names its product Rho GTPase activating protein 19 (gene ARHGAP19). The record is from RefSeq and is a predicted model, not a curated record. The coding region runs from base 1581 to 3017 and encodes 478 amino acids. Lineage: Eukaryota; Metazoa; Chordata; Mammalia; Proboscidea; Elephantidae. Gene Ontology annotation, biological process: signal transduction; regulation of small GTPase mediated signal transduction. Gene Ontology annotation, cellular component: cytoplasm. Gene Ontology annotation, molecular function: GTPase activator activity. The transcript is spliced from 12 exons.
ACGGAAAGGUUGGUGGUUGGAAUCCACCAGCUGCUCUGCAGCAGAAAAAUGUAGCAGUCUGCUCCUGUAAAGAUUACAGCUUUGGGAAUCCUAUGGGGGCAGUUCUACCCUGUCCUAUAGAGUCACUAUGAGUUGGAAUCAACUCGAUGGCAAUAGAUUUGGUUGUUUCAGUAUGUGCCAGGCACUGUAGGGAGCCUCUCUGUGGCAGAAAGCCUAGCUGGGAUGCCUCACAUGAAACAAAUAGUCACACCAAGAAUUAGAUGAUUGUAAGUUAUGAUUAGAACUAUGAAGGAAGAGUACAAAGUGCUAUGUGAAAGUUUAGUGGCAGAACUAAUUUAUACAGUGGGGGUCACAGAAGGCUUCUGAGCCAAUGACACUUAAACUGUGACCUGAAAGAUGGGAAGGUGAAAAGUGGACCAGGCAGAAAAAGCAACGUGUGCAAAGCCCCCAAGACAGGAAAGAGUUUGUUGAGAAACUGAAACACAGGUGGGUAGAGGGGUGAAGCCUAGUGGAAAAGAGGGAGAGUGCUGGGAGAACGUCAGGUGACAGGAUGACGGGGAACAAUAGAAAAGGCAUCUCUAGAAACGUUGGGCAUAGAAAAACAAUACAGAAAAUUAAUGCUUUAAUUUUACAGUGUACGUACAUCUGUUGCCUAAUUGAUCCCCACCAGAAGCCUAUGUGGCAGAGAGGGCAAGGAUAAUUCUUGUUAUUUCUAUCACUGUGAAUAAAAGCUCAGUCAGGGACAGUUACGCAGCUUUUGGUUCCAUAGUUCAGACCAGAGCGGCCAAUUUUGUGGGUUCUCUGGGAAGCCAAAAGGGAGCGGGGGGAUCAGGCAGAAGUGGCCUGCCGCUAUGCCGCGUGACUUGGGACAAGUUCCCCUAUCUGAAGAAGGAAGGCUUUGGACUACAUGUAGCAAUAAGUACUUCUUGGGUAAGUAGCCCUGGUGGUACAGAGCUCGGCUGCUAACUCAGAAGUCUGAGGUUUGAACUCACCCAGCGGCUCCAAGGUAGAAAAGAUCUGGAGAUCUACUCCCAUAAAGAUUUACAGCCUAUGAAACCCUAUGGGGCAGUUCUACUUUGUCCUAUAGGGUCGCUCUGAGUCGGAAUUGACUCCUUGGGGCACACAACAACUUCUUGGGUAUCCACCCACUCUGUGCCUGCUCUUCUAAGUAUCUGUCAAGACAGAAAGAGGGGCUUGCAUUUUAGAGAGUGAUUCUUAAAGUCACUUUCAUUUCGAUAGCUCUGUAAUUCUGCGAGUUACACAUCAAGAAACAAUUUGAGCAUUAUGGGGAUUUCUGACUUGUACCUAAACGUCCGUGGGAUUCGAAGGGUUAAUCAAAAUGAGAAACUACACCUCCCGGCAGACAUCGGGGCUGGGUCGUCCUUUCUUUUCCGCCAUGUCUCGGGAAGACCAAUGGCGGUUAAGUAUUUGAAUAAACCAAUAAUAUCGGGAAAUUGUUCAGGUUGAGGCGGGGCGGUAAAGUCAUCCAAUAACUUGGAAGAGGGGAACAUCCCAGCCAAUCCAGUGGCGUGGAGGGUGGGACCUGGUGUGAGGGCGGAGAAAGAGAUUUGCUGACUAAGAUGGCGACGGAGGCGCAGAGCGAAGGGGAGGUGCCGGUCCGAGAGCCAGGCCGGAGAGAUGCCGUCUGCAGUUUUGUUAUCUGCAAUGGCUCUUCCCUUCGAGGUCAGCCCGUUAUCUUCAACCCGGACUUCUUUGUGGAGAAGCUCCGACAUGAGAAACCUGAGGUGUUCACCGAGUUGGUGGUCAGCAAUAUCACAAGGCUGAUUGAUUUACCUGGAACUGAGUUGGCUCAGCUGAUGGGAGAAGUGGACCUAAAGUUGCCGGGUGGGGCUGGCCCAGCAUCAGGCUUCUUCCGGUCUCUAAUGUCUCUUAAACGAAAAGAAAAAGGAGUGGUGUUUGGAUCCCCACUGACAGAGGAAGGCAUUGCCCAGAUAUACCAACUGAUUGAAUAUCUACACAAAAACUUGCGAGUAGAGGGUUUAUUUCGAGUACCAGGGAAUAGUGUCCGGCAACAGAUUUUAAGGGAUGCUCUCAAUAAUGGAGCUGAUAUUGACUUGGAGUCAGGGGAGUUUCACUCAAAUGAUGUUGCCACCUUGUUGAAGAUGUUUCUAGGAGAGUUACCGGAGCCCCUGCUGACACAUAAACAUUUCCAUGCACACCUCAAAAUUGCUGAUUUGAUGCAGUUUGAUGAUAAAGGCAAUAAGACCAAUAUACCGGAUAAGGAGCGGCAAAUUGAGGCUCUUCAGUUGCUCUUCCUCAUUCUCCCUCCACCUAAUCGUAACUUGCUGAAGUUAUUGCUUGAUCUCCUGUACCAGACAGCAAAGAAACAAGACAAGAAUAAGAUGUCUGCCUAUAACCUUGCUCUUAUGUUUGCACCCCAUGUCCUGUGGCCAAAAAAUGUCACUGCAAAUGACCUUCAAGAGAACAUCACAAAGUUAAACAAUGGGAUGGCUUUUAUGAUUAAACACUCGCAGAAACUUUUUAAGGCUCCUGCUUACAUUCGGGAAUGUGCCAGGUUGCACUAUUUGGGCUCCAGAACUCAAGCAUCAAAGGAUGACCUUGAUUUGAUAACUUCAUGCCAUACCAAGUCCUUACAGCUGGAGACCCAACAGCGCACGGAAGAGGCACUGAAAGAGCUAUUCCAACAUGUCCACAAUAUGCCAGAGUCAGCAAAGAAGAAGCAGCUUAUUAGACAGUUUAAUAAGCACUCUGCGACCCAAACGCCAGGGCGAGAAUCUCCUAUUCCCCGAGUACAGAAGAGGACCCACUCCCGUUCCUUCAGCGGGCUUAUUAAGCGGAAGGUCCUGGGGAAUCAGCUGAUGUCAGAAAAGAAAAACAAGUACUCUACUCCAGAAUCUGUGGCCAUUGGUGAAUUGAAUAGAGUCAGCAAAGAAAAUGUGAACUCAUUAUUUUCUGGAUCUCCAGCUGUCAGGAUGACACCAACAAGAUUGAAAUGGUCUGAGGGGAAGAAAGAGGGGAAAAAAGGGUUCCUCUGAAGGAUCCAGAGUUGCCCUGUCCUCCACCCAGGAGUUUUCUCUUUAGUGGGCCAAGUGUCACUACCACUCACAGCGAUGCUUGGACUUGCAGCUUGCUUGCUGCAUUGUGAAUCGUGAAAGCCAGCUAACACCUGACUGAUACCUCUAAUCCUACUCACUGGAUGUUUGUAAACUGUGCCUUCUGAGCGAAUGCUAUGAACUUUUUUUUUUUUUUAAUAGGGGGAAACCACUAACCAGCCAGCCAGCUUA